GAAAAGAAAGAAAAAAUAGCUCAAACGCCUUUCUAAAAAAAAGAUUAAAACAAAAGCACAAAACCAUAGUAAGAAAAAUGUCGGAUAUGAUCGUGAAGAAUCAACUAAGAUCUAUAAUUAGCUUACCUUCAAGGUCGCAUCCAAGCACGACGGGAAUCGAGGAAGCUCUUCACAAGGUUAAAAAGAUUAACACCACGACGGAUUCGUCCGAAUCAAUCUUGAUGAGCUUGGCGGGUUUGGAGGAGCUCUACAGUUGUACCGAAGAGUUUCUGAAAAUGGGUUCAACUCAAAGGGUUAUGUCGUCUGAUGGAUCCGAGUUUAUGGAAGAGAUGCUUGAUGGUUCGUUGAGGCUAAUGGAUAUAUGCAGCGUCUCGAGGGAUCUCAUGGUGGAGACUCACGAGCAUGUUCGUGGUGUUCAAUCAUGUCUCAGGAGAAAGAAAUUAGCCGGAGGAGGCGACCAACUCGAUGUUGCCGUCUUGGGGUAUGUUGGAUUUAGAAAGAACAUGAGAAAAGAAGCUAGGAAGCUUCUUGGAUCCUUGAAGAACAUUGAUGGAGGCCUAAGUUCAUCAUUAUCCGUAAUUAAUCGUGACCAAGAUGAACAUUUUGUGGCGGUUAUAGAUGCGAUGAGAAGAGUAGUUUCCGUUAGCGUCUUGGUGUUGAGGUCGUUCUUGGAGUUCUUGUCGGGACGACAAAGUAACAUUAAGAGCAAGUUGGCUUCGGUACUAAAGAAAAAGAAGGUUCAUCAUGAUGAGGGGACCAAUAACGAGUUGGAGAGUUUGGAUUCAGCGAUAUGCUGCUCUCAUGAUGAUCUUCAAAAGAAGCUAGAGGAUGUUGAGAUGAGCAUUGAUGGGUUCGAGAAGAAUUUAGAAGGGUUAUUUCGAAGGUUGAUAAGAACACGUGCCUCGCUUCUCAACAUAAUCUCUCAUUAGAUUUUAAUAUACGUACGCAUGUAAUAUAAUGUAACCUUCCCAGGCGUUCGACUUUAUAGAAUUUGCCGGAGGGAUACAUUAUAUACGCACAGAUAGGAUUUACACACUAGACUUAUUGAUAAAU
Camelina sativa (false flax) is the source of this 1053-nucleotide messenger RNA. The record is from RefSeq and is a predicted model, not a curated record. NCBI's taxonomy places the organism in Eukaryota, Viridiplantae, Streptophyta, Magnoliopsida, Brassicales, Brassicaceae.